This is a messenger RNA of Adineta ricciae, 783 nucleotides long. The record is from the annotation of a GenBank genome assembly. Lineage: Eukaryota; Metazoa; Rotifera; Eurotatoria; Adinetida; Adinetidae.
AUGUCUGGGACACAAAGGAGCGUCUAUUUUGGCGAAGAACAUGCACGGAAUGGUAGUCUUUUGCGUGGCAUUCUUGACGAACAGUGUGUCGUUUGGCUUGGUUCCCAAGCAAACCAUACUAUACCUACCUUUACUCACAAACUUCGCGAUACGAUAGUUUUUCUAGAUACGUCGAUCGAUUGUACCAAUCAUAUUACUUCAUCGGAAUCCUCAGUUGUUCUUAUUAUAUCCGACGAGUAUGCGAUCCAUCAAAAAACAAUCGAAGAUAUGCUCAGUGUAGUUCAAGUGAAAAUGAUCUACGUCGUUAUCGACGAAUCUCAAUUGAGUUCGAGUUCUAGUACACAAUUGCUUUCGAACCAAAGAAUCGAAUACAUUUUUGACGAUGCAUCGACUAUAAAUCAAUGUUGGCAUCAAGUGCGGAAUUGGGUAUUAAAUCGAAUCAAUCGUCCCAAUGGGCAUCAACCCGCAGAGAUAAGAAUCGAUAGAAAUUACUAUAUCUGGAAAGCUAUUCAACAUGCUGAACGAGCUGUAACAGAAGACCAAAAUGAGAAUUAUCUAGUCGCCGAAAGAUCCUAUAGGACGGCAGUAAGAUGGCUUGCGCAUUCAUUAAAAUACAUUACAUUGACUGAUCAGAUGAAACAACAAGUCCAAGAAAAAUUAGAUAGCUACGCUAGUCGAGCAGACACGAUCAGAAGUAGUUACAAUGAGGAAUCAGUUGAUAUUAUUGUACAAGACUGUGAUAGUUUGACAAACGAAAAUAAUAAAGAGAUAUCAGCUUCAUAA